AUGAUAAUUACAAUAAGAUUAGUGAUUUUUCUAAUUAAUUAAAUUGAAUACUUUAAAUAGAAAGUGAUACUUGAGUUAAAUAGAUUUGAUGAAGCUUUAUAAUGUUGUGAUUAUUCAAUUAAAAAAUAUCCUUAGGAUCAUAGAGCUUUUUAGAUUAAAGGUAAAAUUGAUUAAAUUUUCAAAUAUAGCCAAUAUAUUACUUGAAUUAAAUAGAUUUGAUGAAGCUUUAGAAUAUUGCGAUUAUGCAAUAUAAAGAAAUCCUGAAGAUGCUAAUAUCUAUAAUGUGAAAGGCAAAAUUGAUUUAAUAUAAUUUAGCAAACUUAUUGAAGCAGUUAAAUCGCUUAGAUGAAGCUUUGUAAUAUUAUGACUACUCAAUUAACUAAAAUACAGAAAAUAAUGUUGCAUAUAGAUAAAAAGGUAAAGAAUAAUUGAUAAAAUAUAGCAAAUGUAUUAAAUUACUUAAAUCGAUUUGAAGAAGCUUUAUAAUAUGGUGACUAAGCUAUUUAAAUUAAUCCUGAAGAUGAAGCAGCCUUUUAUAACAAAGGUAAAAUUUAAUUGAUAACUUAAAUAGCAAAAACAUUGUAUGAGUUAAAUCGAUUUGAAGAAGCUUUACAAUAUUGCGAUUAUGCAAUAUAAAGAAAUCCUGAAGAUGCUCAGAUUUAUAAUUAAAAAGGUAAAAUUUAUUUAAUCUCACAAUUAAGCCGAUGCAUUACUUAAGUUAAAUCGAUUUGAUGAAGCUUUAUAAUAUUAUGAUUAUGCAAUUUAAAGAAAUCCGAAAAAUUGCUUAGCUCUUAUAAAUAAAGGUAAAGUUUAUUUGAUACACUAUAUAGCUUAUGCAUUGCUAUAGUUAAAUCGAAAUGAAGAAGCUUUAUAAUAUUGUGAUCAUGCUCUUAAAAAAAAUCCUAAGAAUUUCAUAGCUAUUUUUAACAAAGGUAAUAGUUUAUUUUAGUCAAUAGCAACUGCAUUGUCGAACUUAAAUAGAUUCGAAGAAGCUUUAUAAUAUUAUGAUUUAGCAAUUUAACAUAACCCUGACGAUUAUAAUACUGUUUUUAAAAUAGGUUGUAUUUGCUUGAUAUUAAAAUAUAGCUAAUACAUUAUAUAAAUUAAAUCGAUUUGAAGAAGCAUUAAUAUAUUAUGAUUUAGUAAUAAAAAAAAAUCCUAACAAUGCUGAUUCUUAUAAUAAUAAAGGUAAAAUUUUAGAGAAAAUAAAAUAUAGCAUGUAUAUUAUAAGAGUUAAAUCGAUUUGAAGAAGCAUUAUAAUAUUGUGAUUUAGCAAUUUUAAUAAAUCCUAAAAAUGCUAAUUUUUAUAAUAAUAAAGGUAAAUUUUACUAAAUAAUAAUAUAGCUAAUACAUUAUGUUAAUUAAAUCGAUUUGAAGAAGCAUUACAAUGUUAUAAUUAUUCAAAUAGCCUAAAUGUUUCAAGUAAAUGUAGCAAUUUCCAAAUAUAAAAUUUCAAUCUUUAGAAGUAAGUUUCAUAAUAUGAAUCCUUUAAACAUGAUUGA
Molecule: messenger RNA, 1502 nt
Organism: Paramecium sonneborni
Lineage: Eukaryota; Ciliophora; Oligohymenophorea; Peniculida; Parameciidae
Source: the annotation of a GenBank genome assembly